AUGAUCGAAAUCACAGUCAAUGACCGUCUCGGCAGAAAGGUGCGAAUCAAGUGCAAUCCAUCAGACACAAUUGGUGAUUUGAAGAAGUUAAUCGCUGCACAAACUGGUACAAGGUGGGAGAAAAUCGUUCUGAAAAAGUGGUACACAAUCUACAAAGAUCACAUCACACUAAUGGACUACGAGAUCCACGAGGGAUUCAACUUCGAACUCUACUACCAGUAA
This is a messenger RNA of Caenorhabditis remanei, 222 nucleotides long. RefSeq lists its product as uncharacterized. Gene Ontology annotation, cellular component: cytoplasm; nucleus. The coding region runs from base 1 to 222 and encodes 73 amino acids. The record is from RefSeq and is a predicted model, not a curated record. The transcript is spliced from 2 exons. Gene Ontology annotation, molecular function: protein binding; protein tag activity. Gene Ontology annotation, biological process: mRNA splicing, via spliceosome; protein modification process. Lineage: Eukaryota; Metazoa; Nematoda; Chromadorea; Rhabditida; Rhabditidae.